AAAUAAUUUCGGGAAACUGGGACUGAGCCUCGCCAAAGCUUCUGUAAGGUCUCGCGAUCACGCAGGUAAAAAGGUAACCAACACAGGUCGCGUUUGGUCUGACGUCAAAAACCAAAACGACCUUCGCACCAGACAUCGAGAUCGCAUCGACUAUCGGAAGAUUUUUCGAUAACCGCCCACGCGUGCAUCGAGUUCGCCAACGGCAGGAUGGGGUCGCCCGGGUCAGGCGCGUCGUCGCCGAGAGCGCGUUCGCCGGCUUCGAAGCCCCUCCCGCUGGACGACGAGCGGUCGCCAAAACCUGUCGACACGAAACAGCCACGGGGUGGGCGCGAUGAUGAGGGGCGAGGAGAAAGGCGGGCGGGCGGCGGCGGCGGCGGCAGAGGAAGGGGAGCAGGGCGGCACGAGCGCGGCAAGCGAGAGGGCGGCGGUGGCGACAAGUACCGGCCGGCGCGGCGCGAGCGGACGCCGCCGCCGGUGGCGACGGAGGAGCAAAAGCAGGCGGCGGCCAAGGCCGAGUACGAGCGGCUGCUGACGGCGCGGUCGGGGGGCACGUACGUGCCGCCGGCCAAGCUGCGGGCGCUGCAGGCGCAGAUCACUGACAAGUCGUCGACGGCGUACCAGCGCAUGGCGUGGGACGCGCUCAAGAAGAGCAUCAACGGGCUCAUCAACAAGGUCAACGUCAGCAACAUCAAGCCGCUCGUGCCCGAGCUCUUCAACGAGAACCUCGUGCGCGGCCGCGGGCUCUUCUGCCAGAGCGCCGUCAAGGCCCAGGCCGCGUCGCUGCCCUUCACGCCCAUCUACGCCGCCCUCGUCGCCGUCGUCAACACCAAGCUGCCCCAGGUCGGCGAGUUGCUGCUGCGCCGCCUGGUCCUGCGCUUCCGCAAGGCCUUCCGCCGCAACGACAAGGCCGUCUGCCUCUCGGCCACCACCUUUGUCGCCCACCUCGUCAACCAGCAGGUCGCGCACGAGAUGGUGGCCGCCCAGAUGCUGCUCCUGCUGCUCAACAAGCCCACCGACGACAGCGUCGAGAUCGCCGUCGGCCUGACCCGCGAGGUCGGCCAGUUCCUCGAGGAGAUGAACGCGCCUAUCGCGAACGUCGUCUUUGACCGCUUCCGCGACAUCCUGCACGAGGCCGACAUCGCCAAGCGUACCCAGUACAUGAUCGAGGUGCUCUUCCAGACCCGAAAGGACCAGUUCAAGGACAACCCGGCCGUGCGCGAGGAGCUCGACCUGGUCGAGGAGUCGGACCAGAUUAAGCACUUUGUCGAGCUGGACGGCGAACUCGAGGCCGAGGACACCCUCAACAUUUUCCGCGCCGACCCGGACUAUGAGGCGAACGAGGAGAAGUACAAGAAGCUCAAGGCCGAGAUCCUUGGCGAGGGCUCCGACGACGAGGACGACAGCGACGACGAAGAUGACGACUCGAGCGAGGACGAGGCCGAGACGACCGAGCAAAAGGCAGUCGAUAUCCAGGACCGGAGCAACGCCGACCUGGUCGCACUGCGGAGAACAAUUUAUCUGACCCUGAUGUCCAGCAUGGAUCCCGAAGAAGCUGUGCACAAGCUGAUGAAGCUCAAUCUACCCGCUGGCCAGGAGCCUGAGCUGCCAUCGCUCAUUGUCGAGUCGUGCGCGCAGGAGCGGACCUACUCCAAGUUUUACGGAGCCAUCGGCGAGCGGCUGGCCAAGAUCAACCGGCUCUGGACCGACCUCUUCGAGCGCUCAUUCGAACACUACUACACCAACAUCCACCGCUACGAGACCAACAGGCUGCGCAAUAUCGCCCGCUUCUUCGGUCAUGUCUUUAGCACCGACGCCAUCGGCUGGCACUGCAUGUCGGUCGUGCACCUCAACGAGGAGGAAACCACGUCGGCAAGCCGUAUCUUUAUCAAGAUCCUGUUCCAGGAGAUCUCAGAAGCUAUGGGCAUGCCUAAGCUGGUGGCGCGCACCAAGGAGGAGCAGCUCCGGCCUUACAUGGAGGGCCUCUUCCCCCGCGACUCGGCCCGCAACGUCCGCUUCUCCAUCAACUACUUCACCAGCAUCGGCAUGGGCGUCCUGACGGAAGAAUCGCGCGAGUUCCUGCAGAACAUGCCCAAGCCGGCCCUGCCCGCGGCUCGCGCCGCCGCCGACCACUCGGACUCGGAGUCGUCGUCGGGCUACUCGUCCUACACGGGAUCCUCGUACUCGUCGCGCUCCCGCUCGAGGUCCCGCCGGUCGCGUUCCUACUCACGCUCGAAGUCUCGAUCUCCUGCGCCACGUCGCGGGAAGGCCGUGGCCAAGAGGCCGUCCCCAUCGCGGUCGAGAUCCCGCUCCCGCUCCAUCUCCAGGUCUCGGAGCCCCGCACCUCGUCGAGGCCGCUCGUACAGCCGUGAUCGGUCCGCAUCGGCCGGCCGAUCCCGCUCCCGCUCCCACUCGCGGUCGCGAUCGAGAUCCUAUUCGCGAUCGCGGUCCCGCAGCCCGCAGCGCCGCGACGCGCCCCAACAUCAGCAGCAGCAGCAGCAGCAGCCGCCGCCGCAACAACAAAACCAAGCACAGCCGGCCCAACAGCGCGGCCGCCAGCGCUCCUACACGCCCAGCGACCGCAGCUUGAGCCGGAGUCGCAGCCGCAGCUACAGCAGGAGUCCCCGCGGCCGGUCCUAUACCAGGUCCCCGGAGCCCGCAAAGGCGCGCGGCGGGCCAACGGUAGCAACGCGAAGGCCUGUUUCGGCGGACAGCAAGCGGUCGCUAUCCAGGUCGAGGUCCCGGUCCCGGUCCAGGUCGAGGUCGCCUGUGGCCCCGCGCCGGCGGCGAGGUUCCUCUUAUAGUCGCAGCCGCAGCCCUAUCAGGGACAGAGGUGGUGGUAGUGGCGGUGGCGGCGGCUCAGAAGGGAACGCGGACAAGGGCAGCGGACGUGAUGCGCGAACCAAGGCGGCGCCGAGGCGCGGACGGAGCUACUCCCGCUCCGUGAGCCGAUCCAGAGCCAGGUCCAGAUCCGGCACGGCGUCGCCGUCGCCGGGCCCGUCCAGGCGGCGGAGGAGGGCGUCGUCCAGCGUCAGCGACACGCCGAGGAAGAGACGUCGGGAGAGCUGAGCCAAUGCGGGGAUAGGCUCGGGCUGCGGAAGGGAUAAAGGCUCAGGUCCCGAGAAUGGGGGGACCCACGUCGCAGUGUCCGAGGGGAGGCUCGGAUGUUUCAAAGGCCGCCCGGGAAUUAGACUGUUUGUAAUAUAGUAUCAUAUCAGGUCGAAAAGGGACCCCGACGGAGAGGGAGGUGUACAGGAAUGAACCCGUAAUGGCGAAGACGAAUAUCCAGACGAAAAUUCUUUGAGUUGUGCCUUGUUCUUUUCUGCCAUGUAAGAUUUCUGCAAACAUUAUCUCACGUUUUCCA
Molecule: messenger RNA, 3361 nt
Organism: Gaeumannomyces tritici R3-111a-1
Lineage: Eukaryota; Fungi; Ascomycota; Sordariomycetes; Magnaporthales; Magnaporthaceae
Exons: 3
Coding region: 208-3066 (952 amino acids)
Biological process (GO): mRNA splicing, via spliceosome
Cellular component (GO): catalytic step 2 spliceosome
Molecular function (GO): protein binding; RNA binding
Source: RefSeq, a predicted model, not a curated record